AUGGAUUAUAUGUCAUUUGAUGACUACCGCUACGCGUCGGGGCUCAACGACAGAACGGAGGAUGCCCAGGUGCGAACGCUUUUGUACACCAUGGGCAGGCAGGCCAGAAAAAUUUUUCAGACAUUCGGCCUUACCGAAGAGGAGUCUCGAAGCUACGAGAAAGUGAAGAAAAAGUUUGACGCCCAUUUUGUGGCCACGAAGAAUAUAGUCUAUGAAAGCGCAAAUUUCCAUCGCCGGAAGCAAGAACCCGGGGAAAGUGCGGACAACUAUGUGACAGCCCUGCACGAACUUGCCGACCGUUGUGAAUUUGCAGAAUUCCGAGAUCGGAUGAUCCGCGACAGAUUUGUGGUCGGCCUCGAGGACGCACAGCUGUCGGAAACACUCCAGAUGGAUGCCACCCUUACGCUAGCGACUGCUCUGGCGAAGGCCAGGCUCAAGGAAACAGUUCACCGACAGCAACUGGAACUCCGGGCCGUCAGCAACGAGGCGACUACAGGCGAACUUGACGUGGUCCAACGAACAACGAGGAAGCCGUCCAGCAACUGGGAGGCUGGCGCCACAGCACAGCAACGCCAGUCGCUCCAGGGGAGGCCGCUGGGACAGCGGCGACCGCAAGGGUGCCAGUUCUGCGGACGUUCGAGCCACCCGAGAGCCCGGUGUCCUGCACGUUCAGCGCGGUGUGACCGCUGUGGAAUGAAGGGACAUUUCGCCGUGGUGUGUCACAAGAGAACGGAAAACAACCAGGAGGGCGUGUCUAUGCUAGGAGGCGACGGACAAAACUUUUUUGUCGCGACACUCAACGGCUCAAAUGCCAGAUACGCGGAAGUGUCUAUCAAUGGUGUACGCGUAUGUGCAAAAAUUGAUUCAGGAGCAGAAGUCACUGUUGUUCCGCCCGAUUUCCCCGGUGUACCGCUUCGUAUAGACAGUCACAAGCUGUGUUGA
Molecule: messenger RNA, 942 nt
Organism: Dermacentor silvarum
Lineage: Eukaryota; Metazoa; Arthropoda; Arachnida; Ixodida; Ixodidae
Exons: 1
Coding region: 1-942 (313 amino acids)
Molecular function (GO): zinc ion binding; nucleic acid binding
Source: RefSeq, a predicted model, not a curated record